UCAGCGCGCUAACGUAAAUACAAAAUCCGUUUUGAAUUAAGAUCUUUUAGCUAGCUAGCUAUUUUAACUGAGUAUUCUGCGUCACCACGAGGUCCCGCCCAUUUCGCAAUAGUCCCCUCCCCAUCGGUAGAACGGAGAAGCCAUUUUUGUUUCAUGUCUGAAAACCUUCGUUGACUAGAAUUUGAUGCAUAUUGGGUUCUGGGAAGAGGGACUGGCCCUACUGUGACCCUGUGCAGGAUAGGUUACUGAAGAUGAACCAAUGAAGAUGCAAUAUUUUUUACUUCCAUUAGAAGACACCUGAAGCCUUUAUGCAUCCCAUCUGUGGAUGGGUACCAUGAAUUGUGAAGAACCAAAUGUGGAGAGGGCUGUUCUCUCCUGGUCCAGAUUUGCUACGGCUGGCCAAACUGCCCUCAAGGAGGCCCUGAAGGUCUUCAAUCCCAUUUCCCAGGACCUCUCUGAGACAGAGAGGCAAAUGGUAUCUUUUCUUCAGGCGUUAAAAGAUGAAGGACGUAAACCAGUGGUGUUAAGAAGCAAAGAUGUAUAUGGAUACAGGUCUUGCACAACACGAUCUCUCACAACAGAGAUUGGCAGUAAGAUUCCGAGAGUACAAAAACCUUGUAAGAAACGAGGUCGAAAGACUUUGAUAAAAAGCAAGGAUGCCAGUUCCUCAGUUUUCGGUACAACCACCAAGGCCAUCUUACAAAACCAGCCCAAGAUUCUACUGACCAAUCUCUCAGUAGAUACCCUCAAGCAGACUGUUUCACCCAAGCCAUCAGUGCCGAUUCCAAGUUCUGUUCAAGUGCAACAGUGCCUGAAAUUAACAAACAUAAAGGGUGUUACUGGGGGCCAUACUGCAAGGCUGCAAAUUCAUUUUGGUGUGGACUCGCAAAGCACGAUCAGUCCCAGUGUCCAUUGCCCACCAACACUCUCUGGGAUACCACACUCUCCUUCAGAAAACAUCACUCAAACGUCAAGUGUAGUAGCUUUGGACAAUAAAAGAAUUUUGUCCUGUCCAGUUAAAGUGGAUGAUGCUCUCAUUGGAGAUUCUGCCCCAAUUGUUUGUCAAAAUGGUAUUAGUCUGAAAGACGGUAAAAAGGUCCAGAUAAUAUCAGGUAAAUCUGGUGUGAUGAGCAAUGGUUUGAACUGUGAGGACAGUGAUUCUAUGAGAAGGCUGAACUGCCAAGCUUUAGGUUGGUCUCAGCCAGCGCUCGUCACGAAUGGCCAAGACGUGUCUAAACUGAAUGGAAAUAGUCUUCAGUGGAAAGUCAUCAAAGUGGACGAGUCUGUCACUGACGAGGAGGUGAGGAAAGAGGCUCAGAAAAUCUUGCGAGUCAAUUUGUCACCUGUGAUACAGAUUCAUCCACUUGUACAUUCUGUAUAGACUAGAGAGAUCAAAAGUGACUUUUAUAUCCACAUAUACUAUUAGAAUUUCUUAUACUGGGGCGUUACUUGGAUCAAAACAGAUGAUUUUCAGUCUGAGUGGGAGUCUUAUCUCAAAUUAUGCAUUUUUCACAUGUAUGACCAACUCUGGAGAUCCAAAGAGGGAAAUUAGUUUGAUUUUCCGUUACAUAAGUGUUUAUUUUAUUUUAUUCAUUGGAAUUUUGCCUUGACUUUGAGAAACUAAGUUAAAAUAAAAAAACACAUUGUAUCACUAUGCAGUGUUCCUAUAUCCCCCCUUUUUGGAACAGGCUCCCUGAGAAACAGAAUUUAUAAAUUAAUCGGACUCAAUGUAAGAAUCAAUGUAAGAUUGGUUUAGAGGGAUGAUACAUUAUUAUAAGUUGUUAUAUUUCCGUUUGCUAUUGUUUUUGAAAUGCCUUGGCUGUGUGUGUAUUUUUCCAAUGCAUACGUCAGUAGGUAUAGACUGAAAAAUGUUUAAGUUUUAAUGGUACAUGCGGGUAGGAUUAUGUUCAUUCACUAGCUACAGUUACAGACCUAGCUGUCACAGUGAGUCUUGCUUGUCCAACACCAUACUAUGUUGAAGAUAACAGUGGCUUGAGUUAGAGGCAUUUUUAAAAAGGGGGGGGGGGGGGGAACAUGAUUCAUUGCUGAAUAUUGAGUACAGAUUUUUUUUUGCCCCCAGAAUUGCUUAGUAUUCUUCUUGCUUUAAUUCAACAGCUAAUUGUCAAUCCCUCUAAUUUUGAGAUUUACAGAACUAAAGCUGCAUUUUUUAUGUUCUUGAUAUAAUAAUGUCAUAUAUUAUAAUGAUAUAAUAAUGCCUAUAAUAAUGAGUUUUACAUCUAGUGAGAACUUUCUACUAAUUUGAAUCUGUGAAUUUGAGGUUAUUACCGCAACUCUGGGACAUGGUUUCCUCUGAGGCCCUGGUCAGUUCUUCUCCUGCUUUUCUACAUACACCAUAAGCAGCAAGCAUGGCUGUGGUUUGACUGGGGAGUAUAGAUGUUGAGAGUCACUAUAAUCAUUAUAAACACUCAACCAAGACAACUGGAAAUAGUGAAGGCCUGGCCAGGACUUAGCAGUGCAUAAGAAAAAUGCAAAAAAAAGAGAAAAGAAUCCUUACCCCCCUGUACCAUUUAAGAGAUUGGGAGCACUAUGAUAGAUUAAUUUUAUCACAGGGCAAAAGAAAUGGCCUUACUUUUUCUUUUUUUUUUUUUUUUUUUUGAAAAUGUGAUGGUGUAUUUUAUUCUGUACUUCUCACUUCAAUUUUUUUUAAAUGAGACAACACUGGUAUUUUGGUGCUCAAUGAUUACAAUGUUGCCAUACCCACUAGCCUUCACAAUUAUGUAAUAAAUUGCUGACAUUGAUGGCCUAGAGCCUAAUUUCACUUUCAAUAACAAUAUUAACCAACAUCUUUCUGGUUCCCAUUUUAAAGUCUUGUCUAAUGACUGAUCUGGGUGAGAGUCAAGCUUGGCAACUUCUCAGCCUUCAGUCAGCAGAACUUGCAUCCAGUUUGUCAAAAACAGUUUGGGCAUAAACAUCCCAACAGCUCUGUUUCUCUAUAUGUUUUUAAUAUCCAUAUUGUCAUGGUGAUAAACAUCCAAGCACACCCCAAAAACCAACUAAGUUUUUUCCACCAAAAAUACUGACUAAGAAGCUCAUUUUGAGGUCGUAUAUACAUAUCUUUAUUUUUUUCUUUCCCCCUCUAAUGACUCUCUAUAUACAUAGCUUGAGCUUAGAUAUGGAUGUAUUUUUCAAGACUAUUGGAGUGUAUUUGUCAGCAAAUGUUCAUGAUCUUUUGCAGAAUCUAACUGUAAACUCUUAAAUACUGCAGUUUUUACAUAACACUUAACCUGUGUACACAGUUGAACCUUUUCAAAUGAGCAUUCAGCCAUUCCUCAUGACUUUGUUAUUGGAAUAAUUUUGUGUUGGGAGGAGGACAUUAUGCCGGAAGCCACAAAAUCCUUUUUAAGGCUAUUUCAGUCUGCAACAGAAACCAGUGCCGAGACAUCCAGAACAACUUCAUUCUUUAUUACUGACUAAUCUUUUUCAUUCAGUUGAAUCUGUGACCUUGAACUGUAAAAUGUCAGUGUUGUAUCUUUAGUUAAUAUUAAGAAGUUGUGAAUUAAAGUAUUUAAAAAUGA
Ictalurus punctatus (channel catfish) is the source of this 3536-nucleotide messenger RNA. It is a transcript of the gene ccdc71, whose product is annotated as coiled-coil domain containing 71. The record is from RefSeq and is a predicted model, not a curated record. The transcript has 3 exons. Lineage: Eukaryota; Metazoa; Chordata; Actinopteri; Siluriformes; Ictaluridae. Bases 326 to 1381 code for a protein of 351 amino acids.